This is a messenger RNA of Mercurialis annua (annual mercury), 3607 nucleotides long. Its product is annotated as probable sucrose-phosphate synthase 3. The coding region runs from base 290 to 3487 and encodes 1065 amino acids. The record is from RefSeq and is a predicted model, not a curated record. Gene Ontology annotation, biological process: sucrose metabolic process. NCBI's taxonomy places the organism in Eukaryota, Viridiplantae, Streptophyta, Magnoliopsida, Malpighiales, Euphorbiaceae. The transcript is spliced from 12 exons. Gene Ontology annotation, molecular function: sucrose-phosphate synthase activity; sucrose synthase activity.
GUGAGUACGCAUUGGGAAUCGGACAAGCAUUGGAAAAGAUGACUACUAUCAACCUCCCGAUCACCUCUCCCAUUACAACCCAUCAUCAUUUUUAGCAUCCACGUGUCCUCCUUUUUCUAACUUCCCCCCUCUCCCCACCUCUGUUACACACACAACACAACACAACACAACACGUAUUUUCUUCUCCAUUCACCCAAACACUCCCAAAUCUCCAUCACAUUCAACGUUAAUUCUUCGUUAUACACACAAAAACGAACGUGAUUUCAUUGGAUUUUGAACUCGGUUAUUAAUGGCGGGAAAUGAGUGGAUUAACGGCUAUUUGGAGGCGAUUUUGGACAGCGGAGCCGGUGCAAUCGACGAGCAGAAACCGGCUCAGCCGGUCGAUUUGAGAGAACGAGCUGCCGAUCAUUUUAAUCCGACGAAGUAUUUUGUUGAGGAGGUGGUGACUGGUGUCGAUGAGACUGAUUUACAUCGGACGUGGAUUAAAGUUGUUGCUACGCGUAAUACACGUGAGCGUAGCUCUAGGCUUGAGAAUAUGUGCUGGCGGAUUUGGCAUCUCACUCGCAAGAAGAAGCAGCUGGAAUUGGGGGAACUGCAAAGGUCGGCAAAUCGCAGAUGGGAGCGGGAACAAGGACGCAGGGAUGCAACAGAAGACAUGUCCGAGGAUUUGUCGGAAGGAGAGAAAGGGGAUGGUGUGGGAGAGCUGGUGCAGAGUGAGACCCCGAGGAAAAGAUUUCAGAGGAACUUUUCGAACUUGGAAGUUUGGUCUGAUGACAAGAAGGAGAAGAAACUCUACAUUGUCCUUAUCAGUAUACAUGGUUUAGUCCGUGGAGACAAUAUGGAGCUUGGUCGAGAUUCUGACACUGGUGGGCAGGUCAAAUAUGUAGUUGAACUUGCUCGAGCACUUGCUAGAAUGCCUGGUGUCUACAGGGUGGAUCUUUUCACUCGCCAAAUAUCAUCACCUGAAGUUGACUGGAGCUACGGUGAGCCAACAGAGAUGCUAACUGCAGGAGCUGAAGAUGGCGAUAGCAAUGAAGCUGGGGAGAGCAGUGGAGCUUACAUUAUUAGGAUUCCUUUUGGUCCGCGUGAUAAGUACCUGCAUAAGGAAUUACUUUGGCCCUACAUUCAAGAAUUUGUAGAUGGAGCUCUUGCUCACAUUCUCAAUAUGUCAAAAGUUUUGGGUGAACAGAUUGGAGGGGGUGGCCCUGUGUGGCCGUAUGUUAUUCAUGGCCAUUAUGCCGAUGCAGGUGAUAGUGCUGCUCUUUUAUCAGGUGCUUUAAAUGUGCCAAUGGUGUUGACAGGGCAUUCACUCGGAAGAAACAAGCUUGAACAGCUUCUUAAGCAGGGACGACAAUCACCGGAGGACAUCAAUUCAACAUAUAAGAUAAUGAGGAGGAUAGAAGGAGAAGAGCUUUCACUUGAUGCAGCUGAACUUGUGAUCACAAGCACCAAACAGGAGAUUGAAGAGCAAUGGGGUCUUUAUAACGGGUUUGAUGUCAAGCUUGAGAAAGUUUUGCGCGCUCGUUCUAGACGUGGUGUCAAUUGCCAUGGCCGUUUCAUGCCAAGGAUGGUGGUUAUUCCUCCUGGUAUGGACUUCAGCAGCGUUGUGGUUCAAGAAGAUGCCCCUGAAGUUGAUGGGGAACUUACAUCCCUUAUUGGUGGCACUGACGGGUCUUCCCCAAAAUCAAUUCCGGCAAUAUGGUCUGAUGUCAUGCGGUUCCUUACUAAUCCUCACAAACCGAUGAUUUUGGCCUUGUCGAGGCCUGACCCGAAGAAGAAUCUUACCACUUUAUUGAAAGCCUUUGGAGAGUGCCGUCCGUUAAGAGAGCUUGCCAAUCUUACCCUGAUAAUGGGGAAUAGGGACGAUAUAGAUGAGAUGUCUGGUGGUAAUGCAAGUGUUCUCACAACAGUACUAAAAUUGAUUGACAAGUAUGACCUUUAUGGCCAAGUGGCCUACCCAAAGCAUCACAAGCAAUAUGAAGUUCCAGAUAUUUAUCGCCUUGCAGGAAAAACAAAGGGAGUUUUCAUAAAUCCAGCAUUGGUUGAGCCUUUUGGGCUUACCCUGAUUGAGGCUGCAGCUCAUGGGCUUCCUAUGGUGGCAACCAAAAAUGGCGGACCAGUUGACAUCAAUAGGGCAUUGAAUAAUGGUCUGCUUGUAGAUCCUCAUGAUCAGCAAGCUAUCGCUGACGCAUUGCUUAAAUUGGUAUCGGAGAAGAACUUAUGGCUUGAAUGUAGAAAUAAUGGAUGGAAGAAUAUACACCUUUUCUCAUGGCCUGAACACUGUCGCACUUACUUGACUAGGGUAGCAGCAUGUAGGAUGAGGCACCCACAAUGGCAACCCGAUACCCCAGGCGAUGACAUGGGUUCCGAAGAGUCAUCUUUCAGUGAUUCGCUCAAAGACGUGCAAGAUAUGUCCCUCAGGCUCUCCAUUGACGGAGAAAAAUCUUCUUUCAAUGGAUCUCUUGACCAUUCUGCUGCAGCUUCAGGUGACCCCGAGUUGCAAGAUCAAGUAAAACAGGUCCUGAGUAGGAUAAAGAAACCAGAAUCUGGCUCAAAAGAUGCCGAAGGCAGAAAAAUUGAGACUGGUAUGAAUAAGUAUCCCAUGCUGAGAAGACGACGUAGGUUGAUCGUCAUAGCUCUAGACUGCUAUGAUGCUGAAGGGGCUCCUGAAAAGAAGAUGAUUCAGAUAAUGCAAGAUGUAAUUAAGGCUAUUAGAUCGGAUUCGUUAUUUGCAAAGAUAUCGGGACUUGCUUUGUCUACUGCCAUGCCAUUGUCAGAAACAAUAGAUUUUUUGACCUCAGCAAGGGUUCAAGUAAACGAAUUUGAUGCAUUGAUUUGUAGCAGCGGGAGUGAGCUAUAUUACCCCGGAACUUACUCCGAAGAAAAUGGAAAACUUUUACCCGAUCCAGAUUAUGCAGCACACAUAGACUAUCGUUGGGGCUGUGAAGGUUUGAAGAAAACUGUUUGGAAAUUAAUGAGCACAAGUGAAACUGGGGAACAGUCUAAGGAAUCCUCCAGCCACCUCCAGGAGGAUGUAAAAUCAAGCAAUGCCCAUUGCCUUGAAUACCGGAUUAAGGAUCCCAGUAAGGUAAUCAAAGUGCAUGACCUGCGGCAGAAGCUAAGGAUGCGGGGUCUCCGUUGCCAUCCAAUGUACUGCAGGAGCUCAACAAGGGUGCAAGUUAUUCCUCUGCUCGCGUCUAGAGCACAGGCCCUCAGAUACAUUUUUGUUCGAUGGAGACUGAAUGUUGCCAACAUGUAUGUAAUUCUUGGCGAAACGGGAGAUACCGAUUACGAACAAAUGAUAUGUGGGGCACAUAAAACCAUAAUUAUGAAAGAUGUGGUGAAAAAAGGUUCGGAAGAAUUGCUGAGAGCUAUGGACUUAAAAGAUGACUUUGUUCCUAAAGAAAGUCCGUUGGUUGCCUACUUAAGUGGAGAUGCUUCAGCCAAUGAGAUUGCCCAUGCUUUAAAACAAGUCUCAAAAGCUUAAUUUUCGUAAUAUAUUGUUCAAUGAGAAUCUGUAAUAUAUUGUUCUUUUUUUAUAUAAUUUAUAGUAAUUUGUAAUUGUUCUGGAUAUAAAGAGAUGAUUAAUAUUCUCUGUUCCAAAAUU